This is a messenger RNA of Ciona intestinalis (vase tunicate), 937 nucleotides long. The record is from RefSeq and is a predicted model, not a curated record. Lineage: Eukaryota; Metazoa; Chordata; Ascidiacea; Phlebobranchia; Cionidae.
GAACUGAUAGUUUUUCAUAUUUUUUAUUCGAAACGUUUUAUUCCAGUUCAAGUCUUUAAAAUGGGUGUUACAACGGAAAUUGUAGAUCAUGACGACCAGAAAGACAAGAACGCAGGAUGGGCCGACGCGAUGGCCAAAGUUUUGGUGAAGCAAGGACCAAAAGAUGCAGAAACUGUGAUCCUUCCAAAGAAAACGGAUGUUGCCUCUGAUGAAGAAGACGAAGAGGAAAAUAAACUGGAAAGAAAACGGAAGAUAAAUAAAAAGAGAAAAUGGGAAGGCAUGAAUUUUGUGAAACCAAAUGUUCUUGAGAAAGAUUAUGAACGGAGUCUACAAAAAGUAGCAACAAGGGGAGUAGUGCAACUGUUCAAUGCUGUGAAGAAACAUCAGAAACAAAUGGAAGAGAAAUUAAAAUCGGUGACGACUGAAAGUAAAAAGGAGAAAGUAAUACAAGAUGUUGAUAAAGGAAAGUUCCUUGAUAUGUUGAAAGGUGAUAUAGGUGCACCAGCAAACAAGUCUUUCAAAGAUGAUGAAGAGGACAAACCAUGUUGGAGUGUCCUCCGUGAUGACUUUCUACUCGGAAACAAUAUGAAGGAUUGGGAUAAAGAGUCGGAUGAGGAGGUGGGUGAUGUGAAUGAAGGGUCGUGAUGAGAUGAUGUUGAUCUGAUGAGACAAGAGAUGCAGCUCCACGUCAAGGUUGCAAGGUGUUGAAUCAACAGUUGAUCAACAGCAGCAUUAUCAACAAUAACAGAACUUAAUGAUUGAUAUAUUGAUAAGAUUAAAGUAGAAAAAUAUUCAAAAUUUCCUGAGUGGUUAUUUAAAAAAUAACAUUUUGACUUUAGUCGUUUGCGUUUUAUUACACACAAAUUAAUUUUGUUAGGACUUUUUGUACGUUUGUGCAAUGAUUGGUUACGUUCAAUAAAAUAUCAGUAAGAACAAA